UACCUGGAAUCAAAGAAUCAAACCGAACGAACGAACGAACGUUCAAGUCAUCAAUCAUCAUCGUCGCUAUCUUCCGCCGUUUUAGAGUGCAACCAGCAAACCCGCCGGAAAAUUUUCUUGUAAGGAAGCAGCCUAGAAAUGUUAAGAUCUUCCUCCAACUGCCUUCCCCCUCGUUUGUUGGCUUCUCCGUCCCCCCUCUAUGCUCUUAUCCCCGCCCCCAAAGUUCGUAGGUGCUUUUCCUCUUCACUACUGCCAAGGCCUCAUCGUCCUUCCCAAAUCAGUGCCCCGCAUUCUUUGCUCCUCAAUCGCCGUAUCUGUUAUAAUUUUAGCUCCAGAUUCGAUCGAGUUUCGGGGAUGACCGGUCAUCCUUGCAUCCCCAGGGCUACAGCCUCAUUUAGCUCCGGAAGCAACUCGGGUGGCAGAGAAAUAUUAGUGCAGCAUUUGCUUGUAAAAGAAGAUGAUCAGAAACUUUUGCUUGAGUUGCAGAGAAGAGCUGCUCAAGGUGAGGAUUUGAGUGAUUUGGCUGUUGAAUACUCGAUCUGUCCAUCGAAAGAGGAAGGUGGGAUGCUUGGUUGGGUGAAAAAGGGACAGAUGGUGCCCGAAUUUGAAGAUGCCGCGUUCAAUGCUCCCCUAAAUAAAAUUGUGAGUUGCAAGACAAACUUCGGGUGGCACUUGUUGCAAGUUCUGUCUGAAAGAGAGGAAUCUGUUCUUCAACAAAUUCAACCAAUUGAGCUUCAUGAGAAUUUGCAAGAUCCAUCUUUUGUCGAAGAGGCGCAACUGAUUGAUGUUAGGGAACCUGAUGAAGUGGCACAAGCUUCAUUGCCCGGUUUCAAAGUUCUUCCGCUUAGGCAGUUUGCAAACUGGGGACCUGAAAUCGCACAGAAGUUUGAUCCAGAGAAAGAUACAUAUGUUCUGUGCCACCAUGGUAUGCGGUCGAUGCAAGUGGCCCAGUGGUUGCAGUCACAGCAGGGUUUCAGGAAAGUUUUCAACAUUGAUGGAGGAAUUCAUCAAUAUGCUGUUAAAGCGGAUCCUUCAAUCCCGACUUACUGACUUUGUUGUUUUCACUUUCUUGUGUGUUUUAUUAUCCUAUCAUCCAUCAUUGGAUUGGAUGAAAUUAGUAUUGCUUGAAAUUCAAAUUCUCAUUUCUCCUUAGCUUGUAUAUUUGUGGAGCAUUGGCUGCUAAUGACGUUUAGGAUGAUGGCCUUCAGAGAAA
This is a messenger RNA of Andrographis paniculata, 1213 nucleotides long. Its product is annotated as rhodanese-like/PpiC domain-containing protein 12, chloroplastic. NCBI's taxonomy places the organism in Eukaryota, Viridiplantae, Streptophyta, Magnoliopsida, Lamiales, Acanthaceae. The transcript is spliced from 8 exons. The record is from RefSeq and is a predicted model, not a curated record. Gene Ontology annotation, molecular function: peptidyl-prolyl cis-trans isomerase activity. Bases 139 to 1050 code for a protein of 303 amino acids.